AUCUAUUUAAUUAUUAAUUGUCUUUUUCUUUUUUGUGCAUGGUUAUUAAGAGAUGACGGAGAAGUUACUAGAACGUACAAGGGGUCUAACAAAAGCAGUAGAUGAACAAGGAUGCACUCCGCUUCACCUUGCUGCGUACUCGGGUCACACUUCAAUUGUGGAACUGUUACUCAAACAUGACAGAUCUGCUGCCUACGUUAAGGAGAAAGAUGAGAACAGAACAGCCCUUCACUUUGCAGCGUCCAAAGGACAUGGAGAUGUAAUAGCACAGCUAAUAUACCAUUGUCCUGAUUGUUGCGAAUUGGUGGACAAGAAAUCUCGCAAUUUCCUACACUGCGGUAUCCUCGCCGAUAAAGAAAUCAGUGUAGUGGAUUUCGUGCUAGACGAUCCAUGGCUUAGCAACAUCCUCCUAAAUGGCAAGGACGACAAUGGAGACACACCCCUCCACUACUUUGCUGAUACUAAUCACCUCCGUCUUUCUGGUGGCGCUUUAGCAACAGAUGCUAGAGUUGAUAAGACGGCAUUCAACAAAGCAAAUCAAAACGCUUUUGAUAUCCUUUUUCAAAAUAAAGGAGACUCUUAUUUCUCAACAACACAGGGCCAACUGAAAGACAAAUUAAAAAGGAAUGGUGUCAUACCAGGCUGUCGAAAUGUAAGGGACAAAGAGGAGGUACCGGUUGAGAAUAAAGAAAAGGAAAAAUCAAGUGAAGAAGAAUACAGUAAAAUCAAGGAUUCCAAUCUUCUAGUGGCUACACUUAUUGCAACUGUAAGUUUCGCAGCAGGUUUUACGAUGCCUGGUGGUUACCAAAGUGAUAAAGGAUCAGACCAAGGUUUUGCAAUUCUAGCCCGAAGUGCAGCUUUCCAAGCUUUUGUUAUAACAAAUACCAUAGCCAUGACCUUAUCUAGUUGCUCUGUCAUACUGCAUCUUUAUUCGAUUGGGUUUUUAAAGCGGAAAGUGUUUUCUGAGGCGUAUAUUUUUCUAUACGCGUUCACCAUGUUGGCUUUGAUUGCAAUGGUGAUUGCGUUUAUCACGGGCACAUAUGCAGUGUUGGGUCGUUCUUCAUGGCUUGGCAUUACGGUUUGUGUUCUUGGCUUCCUUCUAUUCUUUGUUUUAGCUGAAUUAUUGAUUAAUGAUGAAAGAGCAAUAAUGGAGGACCCUAUACGAUUGUUGCCUUUGAGUCUUUCAUCAGUAUUCUUCUUUUGGCUGGGGAUGAAGAUGUUUUAUGGUAUCCGCAAAUUAUAUUACAAAUGUCUCUGGCUGGUCUCCCCUGCAUCAAAAGGAAAGCGGUCAAAGCUCAUGGUUGCUACCCGUAGUACUUCCCUACUUCGUUAUGAGAUGGACAGACAAAUGAUUGUAUACAAUCGAUGUUAG
Messenger RNA from Fragaria vesca subsp. vesca, 1372 nucleotides. RefSeq names its product ankyrin repeat-containing protein At5g02620-like. Gene Ontology annotation, cellular component: plasma membrane. Gene Ontology annotation, molecular function: protein phosphatase regulator activity; protein phosphatase 1 binding. The transcript is spliced from 2 exons. The record is from RefSeq and is a predicted model, not a curated record. NCBI's taxonomy places the organism in Eukaryota, Viridiplantae, Streptophyta, Magnoliopsida, Rosales, Rosaceae. Bases 53 to 1372 code for a protein of 439 amino acids.